Babesia bovis T2Bo is the source of this 1496-nucleotide messenger RNA. Its product is annotated as Ankyrin repeats (3 copies) family protein. NCBI's taxonomy places the organism in Eukaryota, Apicomplexa, Aconoidasida, Piroplasmida, Babesiidae. The transcript has 5 exons. Gene Ontology annotation, molecular function: fatty-acyl-CoA binding; protein binding. Bases 24 to 767 code for a protein of 247 amino acids. The record is from RefSeq and is a predicted model, not a curated record.
GUGUAUUCAAUCAAUGUGAUAUUAUGGAGAUAGUCGAGCCUUUGAGGCGGAGUUUGCGAUGUCUAUUCAACUGGCGAAGUAAACGACAGGAUCUCAUUCAUGAAUUUAAAAAAUGCUGCCAAUUGGUGGCUAUAAAACGUGCCGGAGGCGAGUUGCACGACGACGAUUUUUGGAAUCUCUAUGGUUACUUUAAACAGACAGUUGUAGGUGAUUUCAAUGUCGACCUUGCUGAUGAAAGCUCUGAAAUCAAUAAGCGUAAAUGGGCUUCAUGGAAGAGGCAUGCUGGAAUGUCGAAACGCGAAGCUAUGGCCGCGUAUGUGGCUAUAGUUCGCCAGCUGUUUGGAUACGAUGAUGACAAUAUGGUUUACCCCGUGAGUAACGCGCCAAGUAAACCUUUAGGCAGCUUAAUGGAUCAUCACGAUGACGAAGAUGAUGGACUGUACUCACUAGUAGUCAAUGGCGAUGUCGAGAGGAUAGAGUCUCUUUUAAAGGAUACACCUGAACUGGUCAAUGUAAGGACCCCUAGCGGAAUCACGCCGCUACAUGUGGCUGCCGAUAGAGGGCACAUUGACGUGGUAAUGUGUCUACUUAAGUACGGUGCUGAUAUGAAUGUGGUUGACGACAACGGCGACACACCGCUUUUAACGGCGGCAGCGGCGGGGAACCGUGAUAUAGUUGACCUUCUACUGAGGGGUGGAGCUGAUCAAUCCUUGAGGAACGUCGAAAAUAAAAACUGCGACGACAUACUGAAGCCACAGAAAGCAUGAUAUGGCCGAUAUUAAAUCCACCUUUGGGUAACAUACAACAUCUGAAUCACGCCGGAUAUUACACCCAUGUAUAUUUAUCAAUACCGGUUGCGAUGGGUCACCUUAAAUACAAGGCUAUAUCGUCAAUGCCCCAAGAUGCUUCACAGGGGUUACCCUCAAUGUUGCUAUUAAUCUCCAGUGCCAUGGAUUCACGUGUAUGGUGCUUGAACACGUCGAAAUGUACCUUGGGUGGCUUAUCACUUGAUUAUAUUAACUUACGGAAAGUCUGUCUGGGUACUCUUGUCCGCAGCUGUCAAUGCCGUACUUGAUGCACUCAGUAUUGCUCAGACUGGGACACCAGUUGUGUGAUUCUGUACACUGUACAACACUGUUUGCGUAACCUACGCGUCCAUAGGAUAUCGCCAUCGACCACUAUAUUUACAUGUUGGCCUGCAGUUGUGUGGAACACUUUAGCGGUGCAUACCUUCCCAUUGGUCGAAGAAGUGUAUGCGACCCGUCAAACGCACUUCUGUGUGCUCUGGAAGAUUAAAGUAGUAUCUAUGAACACGUCCAUUAGAUAGUUGGCUGGGGUGCUAUUUAAGUAACAGGAACGACGUACCAGGGUCCCCCAAGGAAGUAGUCACCUGACCUCCCACAAGUGGAUAUAUUCCCAGGCAUCCAAUUAUUGCUUUCACGUGGUCCAAAAAGGUCAAUUUCCCUUAAUGUCCUGGAUAUAAUAUAAAAAACAUG